Messenger RNA from Lontra canadensis (Northern American river otter), 1338 nucleotides. It is a transcript of the gene SH3BGR, whose product is annotated as SH3 domain binding glutamate rich protein. The transcript has 8 exons. The record is from RefSeq and is a predicted model, not a curated record. Bases 1 to 1116 code for a protein of 371 amino acids. NCBI's taxonomy places the organism in Eukaryota, Metazoa, Chordata, Mammalia, Carnivora, Mustelidae. Gene Ontology annotation, cellular component: cytoplasm.
AUGCCAGUAACCACCUCCUCAGGGAGCAGCACAGGACUUAAGAAUAAAAAGAAACCUUGCAAACACAGCCUCCCCAGGGGACGAGCUGGCGUCUUCUGGGCUUUUCCAGCGCCCAGGAGCUCGGCUGUCACCUCAGGCGUCUAUGCCUGCGCAGCGCUGAUUGGUGCUCGGCGGCCUGAUUGGUGCGCGGCGCAGCCUGGCCUUUUAGGGGCUGUUGUCCGGCGUUUAAAGUCAGUGGCUGCUUUUAUCCACCAAUCCCGUCUUCGCCUGGCAGACCCCCUCUCGCCCCCGGCCAAUGGCCGGGAAAGCCCGAGCCGCCCGCACCGCUGGGGGCAGUCGCAGGGCUUAAGUUGCGGCGGGAGGCUCAGGGGCUCAGACCGCGCUGGGUGGCCGCCAGCUCGCACCUGGCACCUGCACCUGCUGUUACCUGGCACCUGCUACCUGCCCGGCCGGGGCCGCGGUCGGGAUCCGUCUAACGCCGCGUUCCCUUACGGGGGUGUGUUGGGGGGAGCCCUUUUUCCGACUGUCAAAAUGGUUAUCAAAGUGUUUGUUGCCACAUCUUCUGGGUCCAUAGCGAUCAGGAAGAAGCAGCAAGAAGUAGUAGGCUUUUUGGAAGCUAAUAAGAUCGACUUUAAGGAAUUAGACAUUGCUGGAGAUGAAGACAAUAGGAAGUGGAUGAGGGAGAAUGUUCCUGGAGAGAAAAAACCUCAAAAUGGAAUCCCUUUGCCCCCCCAGAUCUUCAAUGAAGAGCAGUAUUGUGGGGAUUUUGACUCUUUCUUCUCUGCAAAAGAAGAGAAUAUUAUUUAUUCAUUUCUGGGUUUGGCUCCCCCUCCAGGCUCAAAGGUGAAAAAAUCAUCUGAGGAAACAUCUCUUCCCAAUGGUGAUGUAGCGGGAGAGGAACAGAGCAGUGCAGAGGGAACAGAGAAGACUGAAGAGAGUGGAGAAAACGAGGCACAAAAAGAGGACAACGGGGAUGCGGGUGACCUUGCCGAGUCUCAAGAGAAGAAUACGGAAGAAGUUACAGAAGAGGGAGCAGAAGGGGAAGCAGAGGAAGAGGAAGCUGAGGAAGCUGAGAAAGAAGAAGAGGCCGGAGAGGAAGAAGGAGAAGAUUCUUAGGCCUCUUCAUGCUUUACUUCUUCAAACUUUUCCAGAAAACCUAAGCUACGAAGCAGUAUUUCAACUGUCUGCUCACAAACCAAACUCAACAAAACGCUUUGGCGUGAAGCUAGCCCACCUCUCUCGGUACACCCGGGUUUACUGAGGAUUGUACCACCUGAUGAGGUUAGAUGUACAUGGAUAUGUCUACCUAAUCUUAGCAACGUGAAAUUCUAUGUGAAG